CAUGGCGACCUUUUUUUUUUUUUUGGUCAUGACGAACUCGAGUUGUGGUAUUUCAUUAUGUACUUCAAAAACUCAAAAUACGGCAACAUUUGCAUUAUUCUCAUCAUAACCAAAUCGAAUAGUGCAUAUUGUACUUAACCCACAAUCAGAUCUCUAAUAGCCUUGUAGUAAACAUAUUUAUUUAUUUAUUUUGUGUGUGAUACUGCAACAAGUGAAGUUUCAUAAACAUGGGGAAUUUUGCAGAGAGACGCGCGUAAUCAGCCAGUGGGCGAAGCGUAAAGCAGCCGAUAAGCUGUUGUUUAAGUUGCUCAAGCCCUAUUUAUAGCCCCCGUUCUGCACAGACGAGAGCACCCAAUGUGACAUCUUCGGGGUUAUUCUGUUUGGAUACUGCAAGAUGAGAGAUAUGAGGGAUCACAUUACGUCAACUGAUCGAGUGAACUAUUGCGCUGUCAUCGCGCUGGCGGCACUCAGCUUUAUGGUGCUGCGGAAAUGGAUAUCUGGUGGUGUCUGCAAAAGCCGUGUUCGUCUAGAUGGAAAGACAGUUGUGGUCACUGGUGCCAAUACUGGGAUUGGCAGGGAAACAGCAAGAGAUAUGGCUUGCAGAGCUCGGGUCGUGAUGGCCUGCCGGGAUCUGACUCGUGCUGAGAACGCUGCAGAGCAUAUUCGCCGCUCCACAGGAAAUGGCAAUGUAGUCAUCCGACACUUGAAUCUGGCUUCUCUCUACUCUGUCCAAGAAUUUGCCAAGGAGUUCAUUGCCACAGAAGAACGACUAGACAUACUCAUCAACAAUGCAGGUGUGAUGAUGUGCCCCAAGUGGACCACAGAGGAUGGCUUUGAGACACAGCUGGCUGUCAAUCACUUGGGACAUUUCCUUCUGACCAAUUUACUAUUAGGGAUGCUUAAGAAAUCCUCCCCCAGCCGUGUAGUGACUGUGUCCAGCAUUGCUCAUGUUGGCGGAAAGAUUGAAGUUGAUGACCUGUUUUUUGACAAAAGGCCUUACAGCCCUUUAGUCAGCUAUAAACAGAGUAAACUGGCCAAUGUGCUUUUCUCUAGAGAACUUGCACGAAGAAUGAAAGGCACUGGAGUGUCCUCGUACUGCUUGCAUCCAGGAGUGAUUCGUACAGAGCUGAGCCGCCAUAUUGAGUCGUGGUACCCCAUGCUAAAGACUUUACUGUCUUUGCCCUGCAUGCUGCUGAUGAAAACUCCCUGGCAGGGUGCACAGACCUCCAUCUACUGUGCUGUCACAGAGGGCUUAGAGAAGAAGUCUGGCUGCUACUUCAGUGAUUGUGCUGAAAAAGACCCUGCUCCAGAAGGUAAAGAUGAUGCAGUGGCUAGAAGUUUGUGGGAGGAAAGUGCUCGGCUAGUUGGACUAAAUGAUCGACGAUGACACGUCGUACGGCACACAUACUACUUCACUCUUUCUGGUUGCAGGGAUGCCCGCUAAUGGUGAUACCUGCGACCCAAACUCUCGCGAAGUGGCAGAAACGCAGACAGGAAGUCAUGGCAGAGCUAGUGUCAGGGCAAACAAUAUGGUUUUCAUUAGAAGAUGGCAUUUGCUAGCACUUUAUUUGUUUGGAAAAACCUCAGGAAACCCCAGAAAAUUUAAAGAGUUUCCAUUGGUUAAAGUUGAAAGUGUGUCAUUUUUUUCAGUGUUAAAAAAACUUUCUCAUAUUCCAGGUUAAUGUGUAUUGACAGUUUUAAGUAUGCCAUUCAUAGGUUAAUUCAGCCAAAAAGUGUAAACACGGUGGCUCUGUGGUGCUAUCAAAACAUUGCUGUUUGUUUGAACAUCCCGACCAGACCAACAGCAACAAUAGAGCAACCAAUGACAUUGGAGUUCGGAGUGGGACUGUUAGUUAUCACACAUAUGCGGUUUUUAACCAUCCAACAACUUCUUAAAACUCUAGAAAUGUUUUGAAUGCUUUGUUCUCAGAGGUCAUUUCCUAAUAACACGAUAAUACUCGGUACAUUCCAUCACAUUUAAUUUUGUGGCUAUAUCAGAACAAACUACCAUAAGAGUCAUAAAAAAAGCUUAAGAGAGCUAGGUUGCUUUGAAAAUGUGUAUACAUAUACUGUAUAAAUAUGUAUGAUUUACUUUAACCACUAGAUGGCAUUAAAGAUGUGUUUUUGGAAACAGUAUUAUAUAUUUUUAAAGAUCCCUGUAUGUACAUUAUGAUACAACAAGGCAGCAUUGCAGGUCAAUUUGCAAACAAAUGGAAAAUAUGUGAUGGAAAAAAGCAGACCUUGAUUUACAUGACUUGGUUGUAGGUUACAGUUGUGAUUAGGUAGAUUCCACAAUCAGUGUGUAUAACAAUCAAUAUAAAAAUGGUCAAACAGAACAAGACAUGCUAAAAACUGCAUUGCGUAAGACUAUGUGUGCCACAAAUACACGUAACCGUUAAAGGUAUAGUUCACCCAAAAAUGAAAACUCUCUAAUCAUUUUCUUACCCUCAUGACAUCCCAGACUUUCUUUCUUCAGCAGAACACAAAUGAAGAUUUUUAGAAGAAUAUCUCAGCUCUGUAGGUCCAUACAGUGCAAGUGAAUGGUGAUCAGACCUUUGUAGCUCCAAAAAACACAUAAAGGAAACAUAGGGGUAAUCCAUAGUGGUUAAAUCCGUAUCUUCAGAAAUGAUAUAAUAGGUGUUUAAGUCCAUUUUUACACUAAAUCUCCACUUUCACUUUUACAUCUGAAAGUAGCAUGUGGUGCCUGUUUAGUUUCACUUUCAUAUCUGAAAGUGAAAGUGGAGAUUUAAAAAAAGGACUUAAAUAUUGUUCUGUUUCUCACCCAUACCUAUUAUAUUGCUUCUGAAGAUAUGGAUUUAAACACUGGAGUCAUAUGGAUUACUUUUGUGUUUCCUUUAUGUGAUUUUUUUUUUUUUUUUUUGAGCUACAAAGGUCUGAUCACCAUUCACUUGCAUUGUAUGGACCUACAGAGCUGAGAUAUUCUUCUAAAAACUUUGUGUUCUGCUGAAGAAAGAAAGUCAUACACAUCUGGGAUGGCAUGAGGGUAAGUAAAUGAUAAGAGAAUUUUCAGUUUUGGGUGAACUAUUCCUUUAAAUGACAAUAUUUACCCCCUGGAGUUGAUUUUUUUUUUUAAUGGUAUUUUUAUCUUUAUGAAUGCAUAUUUUUAAAACCAUAAAAAAUACUGUAUACUCUGUGUCAUGUACUGGUAGUUUGCAUCUAGUACUUCAAUGUAAGCAAUUUUAAUUUUGGGACAUUUUUGCUCCAUUAAUUUUGAACCAUGAUGUCUAGUAUUUAUUUUUCUUUUCUAGUUUUAUCUCUUCUAUUUCCAUUAUUUAAAUUUUGCGCAUCCCAGAUUUCCUUUAGGGUGUUUGAUAAGUUACAAUUUUAUUUAUUAUUAAUAUACUUACAAUUUCACUGUUUAUACAUUUUCAAGAUUGGUUGUUUUGUGGCUGUAAAAAUCGAUUUGCAGCAAUCUCGUGCUCAUUUUAAAAAAAAAUAUGCAAUUAUAAUAUGAGUUAACAUACUUCUUUUAUGGCUGGUGUGCUUUUUCUGUAAAUCCUUACAUGCAAAUAAAUACGACUGUGUUGCAUAAUGGAAGUCAACAGAUUUUGGCAAGGAAUUGUCUGUUUAACACUGAAGGAUUUUGCUGAUGUGUUCCUUGCCUGUAAACAACACAUUUGAUUCUUCAAUGGAGCUUCUGUCCCAGGUCAAGUUUUGCUCCAGGGAAUCAUUUGUGUGUAAAAUUGGCAUCUAAACAGCUAAUUCAUUUUCUUGCAUUCAUUUCUUGGUAAACUCGUUACUGAUAAUAUCUGUCUGGUAAUAAUGCGUGUGUAACAACUACCGGGUGCCCAAAACCACUUUUGUUUCUCAGCAAGACAAAGAUGUUUCACAAAAACAAGAUUAGUGAAAAAAAAGUGAUUAGUCAAAGACUGUGUGACAAUGCACGGCACCCUCAGUCAUUUACGGGUGCCAUAAUAUGGAAAAUACAGAUUAAAUCAAAUUAAAAACCAAUUACUGGGCCAAUCAAAUGAUCCAACUCCCAAUGCAAUUUAGGUUGCACCAUUAGCACAUCUUUUAUGGUCGACAUAAUUCACUAAACAUACUCAUAUCCUGCACUUUACUAAAGCUGUGCCCAAUCAAUGAGUGGCUUGCAGGCCUGGCCCCAAUGGGCAAUGCCCGGCGCCUGCCUGUCUAUACAUGUAAUGUCUGUAAAUAAUGUAGGAAGAGUGUCUUCUGUACUUUAUUCCACCAAGCCAUGCUUUAAAAGCCUGAGCCAAAAGAAAACAAUUAAUGUUAAAGGUGUAAUUCAUCAAAAAAUUUAAAAUUCUGUCAUCAUUUACUCAGUCUCAUUUUGUUCCAAACUCAUAUGUCUUCCUUCUUCCAUGGAACACAAGAGGAAACAUUUUGAAGAAUAUUGGCACCCGGGGAGCCUGGGUAGCUCAGUGGUAAAAGACACUGUCUACAACCCCUGGAGUUCGCUAGUUCAAAUCCCAGGGCAUGCUGAGUGACUCCAGCCAGGUCUCCUAAGCAACCAAAUUGGCCUAAAAACUCCUUAUGGUCGCUAUAAUGUGGUUCAUUGUCAGUGGGGCACAUGGUGAGUUGAGCACAGAUGCCGCAGUGGAUGGUGUGAAGGCUCCACACACCCUAUGUGGCAAUGCGCUCAACAAGCCACGUGAUACAGUUGUUGGUCUCAGACACAGCGGCAACUGGGAUUCAUCCUCCGCCACCCAGAUUGAGGCGAAUCACUACACGACUACAAGGAUUUAAAAGCUCACUGGGAAUUGGGUAAAAAAAAAGAAAAGAAUUGGCACCCAUCUUUUAUUUCAUACAAUGAAAAUGAAUGGUGACUGAGGCUGUCAGUCCCUAACAUUCUGCCAAGCACCUCCUUUUGUGCUCCACUAUAAAAGAAAGUCAUACAGGUUUGGAGAGUAAAGGAUGAGGAUGAGUAAAUGAUGAAAGAAUUUUCAUUUUGAGGUGGAACAAUCCCUUUAACUUGCAUAUAAACAAAAUAGCAGAUGUUGCACAAGUGUAAUAGGUAGGCUACACCCUCUUUUAUGAAAAUCAGUUGUGCUCUCAUAUUUUCAGAUGCAUGUGGAUUCAUUUCAACGUGACAUUCAUGUAGGUUGGACUGAGUGAAAUUUACAUGUAGCCAACACAUCACAACAUUUUUCAGUUUAUAUUCAAAUGUGUGGUUAUACGUUGAGCUUCUUUUUUUAUUUUUA
Messenger RNA from Myxocyprinus asiaticus (Chinese sucker), 5183 nucleotides. RefSeq names its product retinol dehydrogenase 13 (gene crdhl). Lineage: Eukaryota; Metazoa; Chordata; Actinopteri; Cypriniformes; Catostomidae. The record is from RefSeq and is a predicted model, not a curated record. The coding region runs from base 395 to 1387 and encodes 330 amino acids. The transcript is spliced from 7 exons.